GUCAAAGAUCUGCAAACCGACGGGCAUUUUGCUCUCUCUUCAUAUGACGGUCGAGAUUUGUUCCUUAUUGAAAUGCCAUUUCUUUUUGUUUGCAUUUAUAAUGAUAAGUUAAAGAUUGUUGAUGUAGAACUUAUGAAGAAGGCCUUUAGUGUAAAUAAUAAUUAUAUGUAUUGGCAAGAAUGGGAAUUAUUUGUAGCACAUCACAUUUCCUUUCGCGUCAAUCUGGCCAUUAAAAUGGGGAAAAAUGAGCUAUCUCUUCGAAAUCUACAUCCUGGUGCUUAUGGAACGAAAGAAGACUUGGAUAUUGUUAUGAAAUUGAAAAGGCUCGGUAUAUAUAGGUCGAGAGAGCAAUUUCCAUUAAAUUUAAUAGUGACGGAUAAUUCUGAUGGUUCAAAGAUCCCCUGGGAUAAUGGGCAUUGUGUUGUUGUUAAUGGUACUUCUGCUGAAUCUUCAGACAUGAUUUAUGUUAUGGAAGGUGUAUCUGGAUUUUUUUAUAUCAUAAUGGUUCAAAACAAAUGGGAUUAUGGCUCAGAGGAGAUAAAAGAGGAAAAUGUUAGUGAUGAAAACAAGAAGAAUGUUAAGAGCAUCAAACGUUCUAACCUUGAAGGGUAUGAAACCAAAACGAUCAUAUUUACUACACAACCAUACAAGGGGAAUAAAAAUCUACCAGAAAUUCUGAUCGUCUCAAAAGAAAAUUUUAAGAGCUACUUUGGCCCCGUUUUUUCAGCACGAGCCACAUUUUCUCUUACUAGGGAUAUCAAUCCCAAUUUUUGGGAUAUAAAUAGGUUAAAAAAUACUCUUAUGGGAAUUGGUAAUGCUUCUAUUUAUAAUGUUGCUGCAAAACGGCCAUAUAUUAGAGAGGAUCAUUUUUAUAGUGUGAACCCAAGGGCGGUUAAAAAACAAAAAUUAGACCUUUUCCCAUUUGAUGUACAAGGCACUGAAAUAUAUGCACCCAUCAUUUAA
Rhizophagus irregularis DAOM 181602=DAOM 197198 is the source of this 963-nucleotide messenger RNA. The record is from RefSeq and is a predicted model, not a curated record. NCBI's taxonomy places the organism in Eukaryota, Fungi, Glomeromycota, Glomeromycetes, Glomerales, Glomeraceae.